Molecule: messenger RNA, 7557 nt
Organism: Folsomia candida
Lineage: Eukaryota; Metazoa; Arthropoda; Collembola; Entomobryomorpha; Isotomidae
Product: phenolphthiocerol synthesis polyketide synthase type I Pks15/1
Exons: 5
Coding region: 1-7557 (2518 amino acids)
Biological process (GO): fatty acid biosynthetic process
Molecular function (GO): oxidoreductase activity; zinc ion binding; fatty acid synthase activity
Source: RefSeq, a predicted model, not a curated record
AUGUUCCGCUACGUGAAGGGAGCCCAGAGAGAGGCAGGGGGGAAAUCUAAGGAACCAAUCGCAAUUGUUGGGGUGGCAUUUCGUCUGCCUGGGGCCAACAAUAGGCACACGUUGUGGGGUAAUUUGAUGAGUGCAAAGGACUCGGUCGGUUUGGUGCCAAGCAACAGGUGGACAAAGGAGAAGGGGUGUCGAAGGCUUAAAAAGGAAAGUGUGCCAAUAAAGGCGGGUUUCAUUGACUGGGAUGUGGGUAAAUUUGACGCCAAUUUUUGGGGACUGUCACCCUUGGAGUUGGGUUUCAUCGACCCACAGGCCAGGCUUAUGCUACAAUUGAGCUGGGAGGCCCUCGAGGACGCCGGAAUUCCCCCAUACUCCCUACGUGGAACUUCGUCUUCUGUGCAUGUAGGCAGUUGGAGGGAUGAGUAUAAGGAUCUGAUGUUGUCUUCUGGAUCUACGGAAGGAGGGGAGGAGCUACGCCGUUACCUGGGGUGCUCAAUAGGGAACGCUGCAGCAAGGAUUGCUCAAUUUUUCAGAAUAACAGGUCCGACCGAAGGCAUUGAGGCCGGAUGUUCUUCAUCAUUUUGCGCAAUUGAUGCCGCUAUUCGUCAUUUGCGAAGCGGAAGGUCAAAUUUGGCCCUUGCUGGCGGAGCAAAUCUCAUCGUGAAACCUUACGAGUACCACGAUUUCCAGGGAGUAUUAUCCCCCGCUGGUCGGUGUAAGGUUUAUCAAGCAGAUGCUGACGGUUUUGCAAGGGCGGAUGGUGGAAUUAUCUACGUUCUUAAGCGAGUUUCGGAUGCUAUAAAGGAUGGCGAUCACAUUCUUGGAGUCAUCAAGGGCUCCGGAUGUUCGCAAGAUACUCUAAGCCGAAACGUAGGUACCCCAACCGUGGAAGGCGAAUCAGCAGCUAUGCUACUGGCCCUUGCAGAUGCAGAGGUCAAUCCGGUGGAUAUCGAUUGGGUGGAAAUGCACGGAACCGGAACUCGCGUGGGUGAUCCCGUCGAGGUUGCAUCUACUAGACUAGCAUACCAAAUAUCGUCAGGCGAAAGAACGCGACCAUUGAUCAUUACCUCUAUCAAGGCGAAUAUUGGCCAUACGGAAAGCGUGUCAGGAGGGGCUGGCCUGCUCAAAGUCCUUUUGUCAAUGGAGCACGAAUCCAUUCCACCUCAACUUCUAACUGCCGACCUCAAUCCAGAAAUCGACUUUAAAGGGCUAAUAAUACCGAGAGAGUCACUUGGCUGGAAGGGGGAACUUGCCGGCGUUUCUUCAUUUGGCAUCUCGGGUACUAAUACUCACUUAAUCGUGGAACGUGUCCGUCAACUACCAACAGAAAUAAGUAAUCUGCCCUUCAACAAACGUGUACCGCUCUACAUACUCCCCAUAUCAGCAAAGUCUGCUACCGCACUUACAGAUUUGAGAAAUAAGCAUGCCGAGGCUUUGGAGUUGUUGGUGGAGCAGGAUGGCGACGACCUAUUAGCAGCCUACUGCUACUCGGCGGCCACGUGUAGACACCACUUUGAUGAAUAUCGAUCAGUUUCAAUGGGUAGCAACCGUUCCGAUCUAAUUGAAGCUCUGCGGCUGGACAACUCCGAGUCAGUUGGUCGAAAGAAGCCCAAAGGAAACUCGACCGCUGGACAUACUCCUAUUUCUUUUCUCUUUCCUGGCGAAGGUUGUCAAUAUGUCGGCAUGGGAUUAGAGUUGUAUGAUUCAUGCUCUUCUUACCGUCGCCACUUUGAUGAAGUAAACUCCCUCUUCAUCCAAUUCACAGGGAUAAACCUCCUUGAAUGGCUAAAGGGUGAUACUCAUAUACCCCUCUGUCCUCUGCUUUGCACGUUUGCUGUUGAGUACUCACUAUUUAAUAUGUGGAUCGAGUGGGGUGUAAAACCCAACUUGUGUGUCGUUGGUCACUCAUCUGGGGAAGUGGCCGCAGCUACAGCUGUUGGUGAGCUGGAUCUAGCUACCGCAGUGCAACUGAUGGCAUCCCUACGAAAAAAUGUUUUGGAGACAAUGGAGUCAGGGCGUAUGGUCGUCCUCAUGGCAGAUGAGUCAUUGACAAGAAAAAUGAUUCAGGAAUAUUCAUCGAUCUAUAUUCUGGGGAAUAAAUCCGAGGAAGACUGGAUCGACAUUGCAGCCUUUAAUUCUUCGAAUCAGACAGUUGUGUCAGGGCCCAAGGAAACCAUGGAAAAAUUUGCCACCUACGUCCGCACAAAUUAUGCUAUAAAAUCCACCCUUAUUAAUCACGUUAAUCAUGCUUAUCAUUCACGGUCGUUUGAGAAAGGAUCGACUGUAUUUAAAAUGGAACUGGAUAAAUUAGCAUUUUCUACCCGACAUCGUAGCGUUGAGUAUAUCUCGUCAACGUAUGGACGGAAAUUGGAGGACUCGGAAGACUUGGGUGCUGCUUAUUGGUCAAGAUGCUUUAAACAACCUGUAAAAUUUAUUGAAUCUUCUGUCGCUGCUACCGCUGUCCUUGGUGCUAGAUUAUUUCUUGAAAUUAGCCCGCAACCUGCGAUCAGUCCUAUAAUGGUGAAGAACUGCUCUGACCCUGAGCUCGUCUGUAUUCCCUCAAUCAGGAGAAAUGUUCCGAAUUGGACCACUUUAUCGGAGGCCAUCGCUACUCUGUACCUACAUCGUGUUGAGCUCGAUUGGACACAAAUCUGGACCAGCUUGGUUGGUGUCAAUAUAUUGCAUAAAAAAGUACCUCAUCUUCUACCUACAUAUCCUUUCCAAAAUGAGGGUCCUUUUUGGUUCAACACUUCAGCAAUUCAAAGAUGCGAGGCUGGAGUUAGAUAUAAAUCUAAAAUUAUUCACCCUUUGCUUGGCUUAAUGUUCCCGGUGGCUCAAUGUGGGAUAACAAAUCGUAUGUCAGUCUUUGAAACUUCUACGGAGGACUUGCUGGACAGAGCGGGAAGCUGGCUGCGGGAUCAUAAAAUAGGGCCCCACAAUAUAUUUCCUGCAGCUGGAUAUAUGGAGAUGGGGUUUGCGGUUGUGACCACGCUUAGCAUAGGAAAGGAAAAGCUGUGUGGAAUCAACUUGUCCGACAUAGUCAUUAAAACAGUUCUGUCCCUAGAUGUGAUGUCAGUCAUCCAAACAAAUGUGAUUUACGAUGGUGAAAUGUUCAACAUCUGCAUAUCCAGCCGGCGGGAGACUGAGAACAGUGGGUGGCAGUUACACGCAUCGUUAAAUGCCAAAGUAGUUCAACCUGGCUUUGGCUCGCUAAACCAAGAAGAAUAUCUGGAGAACUUUACUGGUGCAUCAAUGCCGUCACCUUAUAUCGAGAUGUCAGACUUGGGAUAUAAAUUCGGUCCGCAAUUCAAAUCAUUGGUGAAUUUAAAAUCGUCCAACCUCCCCGCAAGUUGUUCGGUCACAGCAGACGUAACACCACCGACACUUGAACAUGAUAGAGAUGAAGUCGGAAGCUUUGUGGUUCAUCCCACACUAUUGGAUGCUUUAAUUCAGGCCGCUCUUAUUGCACAACCAGGUCCUCUGGCAACUUUGAGGGUGCCGAUAAAGAUUUCGUCAGUGGAUGUACUGUCCCACCAUAUUGCUGGCGAUAACCUCGAGCCUAUUUGUGAUCAUCAGCUUCGUGUCCAGGCUGGAUUGAAUUCCAGCACGUUGUUUGUCCACGGAAAUGAUUCAGUAUGGCAUGCCCAGGUUUCGAUUACCAACCUGACCACAAUCAACACAACCGUAGAAGCGAUUCAAAGAAUGACUAACGUAAGGACAAAUACCAAUAACCGUGCUGAGGAGGACAACGUGUUACCUCUAUUUAUAGAGGAAUGGACUGCAGAGAACAAAUUAAAUAUUAUUUCCAUGAGCAGCACUGGAAUACAUGAACAGUUUUCGACCUUUAAGGCAAUCUCCCGGAAUAGCGAAGAAAUUCAAGAGUAUAAGCGAAUUGCUUCAUACAUAAGGACACGAAUUGCUGUAACAUUAAAGUUGCUCGGAUUCUGUUUCUUACCUUACGAGAGUUUCACACUUGGCGAAAUUGCUUCCCGUCUCGGCUUAUGUCACAUUGCACCAGCUUUUUUGGCAAGGCUGCUUCACUAUGCCGGUCAGGCAGGCCUCUUGAAUGAAGUGUCCGCAACAGAAUACGUCGCAUUACCGCAUUCGGACUUUGGUAUGACCGAGAAUCCCUUACAUCAUAAGGACAGCAUUUUGCGAGAUGACUGGGCUUUUACGGAGUUUUACAUUUCGAAAUUGGACAACUUUCUUCGUGGAACGGAAUCCAUUCUUCAUCACCUCUUCCCUCCCUCCCUUCCCACAUUGGAACAACCAACUGGAAAUGUUAAUAGUCAAACAGUUUCAAUCCCUGAUUUCUCCGCGGAACGGCUGUACCGGACUACCGUGCUGUGUUCCACUCUAACCGAAAAUUUAAUUUCCAUCUUUGCCACUUUCAUGAAAAACAACUAUACAGGUUUGCGCAUUUUAGAAGUUGGGGCAGGCACUGGUGCGGCUACACGAGAACUUCUACACUAUCUUCACGGUUCCUCGUCAACUUACACCUUCACGGACAUCUCGACAAAUUUCCUCAAUAGAGCAGAAGAUUCCUUACCCCACGUCCCUGGGGUGGAGGUGGACUUCCGUAUCCUAGACGUGGAGAAAGAUGUCCUUGCACAGGGCUUCGAAAAAGAAGCAUUCGAUGUCAUAAUUGCGAUGAACGUAUUGCAUGCCACUACUGAUCUAGGAAAAGUGCUUGGCAAUCUGCGUUUAUUGCUUCGACAGGGCGGUAACAUAUUCGUCGCCGAACAACUCCGCCCAUGUGCAUUCAUAGAUAUCGUCUUCGGACACUGUAAGGGAUAUUGGCUCUUCAAGGACGACGUUAGAUCAGGCCACUGCCUAAUUGAUGGAGAAGCAUGGAAGGUAUCCCUUCAGUCUGCAGGGUAUAAAAAGGUAUCAAUUGUAGAAAAUACUGAUUUCGAUGUUGGAGUAAUUAUCGCUACGGCCAACGAAGAUGAGCCAUCACCUUUCCUUAUAAUUUCUACAACUGAUGAUGAUGACUUUGCGGACCAGUUACAAGCUUCAAAUAAUGGACAUGGGACAAGGUGCAAUAUUAAUAAUCAAAAAAUUUAUGUACAACCAGGCGACAAGAUCGUGUAUUGCUUCCCACAUUCGCACACGUACUAUACUCGGGAGUUGAAUCAGGAGCGAGAACAAUUGAAGCACUUCCUUGCAUUUUCGCAGGCCCUACUAUCGAUUGGAAAGGUGGAAAUCUUCCUUGUGAGUCAUGGAAUCAUGCCAAUCCGAGAUGAAGAGGACCGCUAUCCGGUUGCUGGAGCAAUACGUGGGUUCUCAAGAUCUCUCGCAAACGAAAUGCUGGAACUUGACAUAGUGUGGAUAGACCUUGAUAACGAUGAAGACGCCAACCAGCGGGCCAACGAAAUAAUCAUGGAAAUUAAAAAUAGACAAAAAUUACGAGGUCGUAGCGAGGAGCCAUUUGUAGCCUAUCGAGGGGGAGUACGCCAUGUAGGAAAGUUUGCCCCAUUCGUGUCUCCCUUCGCCACCCUACCGCUAAGCCAAACAGAGAACCCUGUCCAAUUAAGACUUCCUCAAUCCUGCGCCCUCGAGGACUUACAAUGGGACUAUUCAACUACACUUGGACCAGAGAAAUCCUUUCCCGACGACCACAUUCAAAUCCGGGUCCACGCGUCCGGAUUAAACUUCAGAGAUAUUUUGUCUAUCAGAAAACCAACUUUGGAAUUUGCAUCAGCGUCCGCCAUAGGAUCAGAUAUUUGUGGAGAAGUAAUUGCAGUGGGAUCGGCCGUUCGUGGCAUUUGUGUUGGUGCGAACGUUCUUGCAAUGAGCCUGGAACCACUCCCUCUGCCCAACGUUGUUCACAUAAAUGCAUCACAUGUGGCUUUAUUACCACAAAACUUGACCCAUGUGGAGGGGGCCACCUUGCCUACUGCGUUUUAUACCGUUUAUCACUCCCUUGUCACGGUUGGCAACUUGAGUCGUGGAGAAUGGGUUUUGAUCCACACCGCAUCUGGAGGAGUUGGCCUUGUCGCAAUUCAGAUCGCGCGGGAAAUAGGGGCCAAUAUUGUAUGUACGGCUGGUAGCCGCAGGAAAAGAGCUUACUUAACAGACAUCCUAGGCCUGAAAAAUGUAACUAGCAGCAGGGAUAUCCCCCGUUUUCUAGCCGGAGUGAAAACCGCAACCGAUAACGCUGGGGUCCACCUUGUCCUAAACUCACUCACCUCAAAAGGAUGGAAAGAGGCUUCAAUUUCAGUGACGAAAACAGGAGGGCGAUUCAUAGAGAUGAGCAAACUGAAUGUUUGGACCCAUGCAGAAGUUGAACAACUUCGACCUGAUGUGAAAUACUCGAUUGUAGACCUCAGUAGUCGCGACGAAGAGCGAACAGUCUACCUAGCACAUGAAAUGGAAACUUGGUUGGCCCAUGGGAAACUGCUACCUAUAGCUUACUCGGUUUUUGAACCAGCAGCAAUAAUUUCUGCCCUCGGGCACCUACAAAGUGCGGCCCACAUAGGAAAAGUAGUCAUAAGGUGGACGGAAAAUAUUUUUAAUGAUAGAAGCACAUACUUGCUAACCGGCGGAUGCGGGGCGCUGGGGAUUGAGCUUGCUAAAUUGAUGUUGGCCAAUGGGGCUAAACAUCUUGUUUUAGUGAGUAGACGUCAUGACGGGAGAGAGGCCGUCGUCUCAAAACUUAAGGACCGUGAUGGUCAUUCUAGUUAUGCUGACGACAAAUUGGGGAGUGUGGUUGUGGAAUAUGGUGACAUUUCUACACGUGCCGGGGUAGAUGAGAUACUUGGAAAAAUUUCAUCAUUCGGUAUGCCGUCUCUUAGGGGUAUUUUCCACGUAGCAGGCACCUUGUCGGAUGCGACGAUCCCAAAUAUGACAAUGGAGAAGAUCGAUCUCGUAUGGACAGGGAAGGUGGAUGGUGCCUGGGCCCUUCAUGCUGCAACGUCUCACCUUAAUCUAGAGCAUUUUGUACUGUAUUCGUCGGCCACCUGGAUUCUUGGGUGCCCGGGGCAAGCAAAUUACUCCUCUGCGAAUGCUGCGCUUGCAUCUCUAGCAGAUUACAGGCACCGACUCGGACUCAACGCAACAAGCAUUGCUUGGGGGCAAUGGGGCGAAACCGGAAUGGUGCGGGACUUGGCGAGGAAGGUUUUCGGAGUCAACCCAUUCUCUACCGCACGAGGGAUUUGUACAAUGGAACAUAUUCUUCGAAACGCAACCAUAAUUGGGAACAACGUCAUGGCGGCCGAACUUAGCGGAGAUGUUAAAACUUCGUGGGUAAUAUUGCAUGUCAGGACUCUUUCGAAUGAGCAUGGAGAAGAAAUAUCUGGGAAUUGUAAAAAUAACAAAAAUCAGUUUGAGAAUUUGGAACAGUCCGUUGUUAGUUUAGUCGCAAAAAUGUUAAGAUUCAAAGAUCCCUCAAAACUUAUUGAUACGGACUUGAGUGAUAUAGGUAUGGAUUCUUUAAUGCGAAUCGAAUUGAGAACCAGAAUUCACACACAGUACAACGUUCUUAUAGACGUGUCUGAUUCCGAAAACAUAACAGACAUUGUUGAGUUAGUAACGAAGGCACUCAAAGAGCCGAAAUAA